CUCCAAAUUCAACCAGUUUAACGAGUAUUUAUGAUUAUAGAAAAGUUAUUGUGUAUGUUAACAAUGAUUGCACAACAUGUCUCCAUAAACAGUCAACCCAUUAAAUCAUACUGAAUAACUGACCCACACAAAAGUUAAUAUCACUUGAUCACUGAUACAGCAAAUGUCAUCAUGUAAAAACACUAAGUUUAUCUUAAAUAAUUAAUAUGAAGUACGAAAAAUAGUAGCCAACUUAGGUAUUUUGGAUCUCCUUAAAUAAAAAUCACCCAGUGAAACCUAUUUGUUCACUAGGAGUGUUUUCACUCAGUAUUCACGUAAUCAAUCCUAUUUUAGACGAAAACCAAUGUAAUUCUUAAUAAUUCAUGUUACUUACUUAUUUAUGCAAAUUAGAGAAGUCAAUUGACAAACUUCUAAAAAACGGCCUUUUUGUAACAAAGAAUUAUUCUGUCAAGUCUACAAAUCUGUCUGUCAUUUUAAUAACAUGUUAAAUUAUGUCACUCGAUGCAAAUUAAUAACUUUUCUGCACAAAAUAUGAUAACAGAUGUACAUGUGACUUGUAAACUAUAUCUCUUUUUAGUAGUUCUUUGCCAAUGUUAUAAAUACAAGCAGCAAGAACGGUCGGGAAGCAGUCGGAAUGUCACUCUGGUAAAGUGUGUUUGUGUGUUAUUGUUUGAGGUGGAUAAACAAUGCAAAGAUCAUGUAAUGGAAGUACUACUUUGUGUUGUCAUGGUCUUUGGUAGACAGUGGAAUUAAGAUGGCCACCAUAAUAAAUAUUUGAAGGUUACAUAUUUGUUGGUUUCGCUCGUUCUUUAUCAUCAAAAGCACAUAAAAAACACGGGACCUCAUGUUUUUAACCCUAGACAACCAGAUUUAGAGCCAGCAUCAGCAUCGAGACACAGCAGCGAUCCAGCAAGCAGCAGCGAUUACUACAACGCAUUUUAAUGGUGCCAACCUAACAUCAAGUGCUAACAAGCUCCGUAAAUGGGAGUGAAAUAGUGCGAUUACAGCAAUUAGCUAUAUCAACGACUAGGCGACCAUUACAAAAGUGGGGGCUCGUCCGGGAUCUUUAAGUGCAUCGAUGAUAAUAGUGCAGCGAUAAAUUUCGUAAGUGCUUAGCACUUCAAAAAAAAAAAAAAAAAAAAAAAAGUUUAUUUGUGCAGUGUGGCAACAGUGAAGAUAUGUCAAAGUGAAAAACAAAAAAACGUGUGUAUGUGAGAUUACGAAAAACUAUCAUCACACCGCGCGGAAGAUUAACGUCUGGAUUGUCAAUGGAAUUCAUCAAUCAAGAUAAAACCGAAUAGAUGUGAAAAAAGCCAACAAGAACACCGAUCACAUCAGAGUAUAGCUACAUAAAGCAAGGUGGUGAAUGAUUCCAACCUUGAUGAAGCACAGAAAUAUGAUCCGCAUUAAAAGCUACUAAGUCCUGCCUCCUGCCACUUGGAAAUCCAAAAUCACUUUGUUGCUCAUGGCCUAUUUCUGAAUAUUUGCUCCAUUGGAGGGUGAGCAAUUGUAUGGAACACCGGGUUCAUGGGGUGGAGAGCAACUGCAUAUAUGACACAUCAUGAGGUUCCACUGCCAGAUGAUGAGCAGUGGUUUGCAAGCCUCAAAACAGAGGCUGGGGAUCGGAAUUGUGCUAUAUGAUCCUGUCACCAACUGAAACCCCUCAUGGUGAACACCAUCAGUGCUCUUAAGAAUCAGCAGACGCAGGCGUUAUUGGAUGCCCUUGGACAGCUCAUCCAGGGUCAACGUGCCAUUCAAACCGAUGCGGCAGCCACCGCUUCGCCACUGCCACAGCCACAGCCACAACUCGCAGUUGCACCGCCUUUUAGGCACUACGAUCCAGCGCAAGAGUCAUGGACGGAAUGGUCCCGCUAGUUUGGAUUUCAUCUCGCCGUCUACAGAAUUCGAGGUAACGAGCGGCAGCCUCAUUUAUUGUCGUGUGUAGGGGUACAAACCUACCGUGUGAUAGUGAAAUUGUUUCCCCGACGCGACGUAGCAACACUGUCAUAUGAAGAAAUUUUGUCUGCUUUAGAUGCCUAUUUCAAAGAAACAGUAAAUGUCGUUGCAAAAAGGUAUACGUUCUUUCGUACAAAACAUACGGCCGGUCAAACUAAUAGGGAGUGGGUUGCAACUUUGCAAGGCCUUACUAGGGAUUGUGCGUUUGAAUGUGACUGUGGCCUUCCUUAUUCAGAUACUAUGGUGCGUGAUGCAAUUGCACAGAACGUUUCUGAUGUUCGCAUAUGGGAACAGAUUUUGAAACUAGUUAAUCCCUCCCUUCAGCAAGUGAUAGACAUAUUGGAUAGACAAGACACGCUUGACUUUGCUCAGGAAUCAUUUGAAACUUCGCCGGCUGUGUGUCGCAUUAACCAGACCGCCGGGCGCGCUGCAAGGAACUGUAAACAGCCUUCGCACACGACCGCACAGCUGCCGCCACGCUCUAAACCAGGUGUGCUGCGCCAGCAUACAAAUGCAGUGAAAUCAUGCCCGCGGUGUUCUACUAGACAUUCGCGUGCAAAUUGCCCGUCAUGCCAAGCUAUAUGCUUUUUCUGUCAUAAGAAAGGACAUGUUCAAAGUGUUUGCCAGAAAAAGCUCAGAUCAGACAAUCACAAUCAUUCCCGGCCUUUUGCUUCGCGCCGGAAUCGAACCAAGGACACUCAGGCUCGUGGACCUUCCCCUUGGACAUUCAUGUAGUUAAUUCCACUUCGUCCAGUGCCACUGUCUCUACCUGUGACUGUGUUCGUCCCACAAAAAGUGUGCGUCGACGUCGCCGGAAAUCGCGUCAAUUAGCAAGUGAUGCUGUGCCUGUAUCAGUUCAAAUUGCACAAGACAAUCGCUCUUGUCAUCGGCAGGACAAUAAGCUUUUUGUAGAUUUGGACUUUAAUGGCAAGGUCAUACCAUUCCAGCUCGAUACCGGAUCUGCUGUUUCAUUGCUCAAUCACGACACGUACAAACAACUGGGCAAACCUCCGUUGCGUGCCGCAAAUGUUCAGCUCAGUACAUAUUCAGGACAGAAAAUUCCUGUGUUAGGACAGUGCAGCCUUCUUGCAACAUACAAGGGACAAACAAAACUUGUGUCAUUUUACGUUCUUCGUUCUUCUACUGCAGUGAACUUGUUUGGUUUAGAUUUAUUUCAAUUGUUUAACAUGUCUAUAGUAAAUCAGGUCUUAUCAGUGAAUCAGACUGUGCCUUCAGACAGUGUUUCUCGUUUGUGUGAAGAAUUUGCAGACAUUUUUGUACCGGGCCUGGGUUGCGCUAAAAACUAUGAAGCACAUUUGGACCUGAAAGUCAACGCGCAACCGAAAUUUUUCCGAGCGCGCAAUGUUCCUCACGCAUUGCGUGUUGAGGUCGCAAGAACAUUAAACGAUUUAGCAUCACAAGGUGUGAGUGAAUGUGCGCAAUGCCUCUUCUAUUUCAGCUCCGCUUCAUAGCUUACGCCGUAAGGGUGUUCCGUUCGUCUGGACGACGGAAUGCGAACGCGCCUUUCGCCAGUUGAAAUCGGCGUUGCUUUCUAAUACUUGCCUUACGCCAUUCGAUCCCCAGAAACCCCUUUUGUUGAUGGUAGAUGCAUCGGAUAUUGGGAUCGGUGCUGUGCUUGCGCACAAAGUUGGCUUGCAUGAUCGCCCUAUUGCCUUUGCGUCAAAAUUGCUCUCGUCUGCGCAAAGAAGCUUUAGCUCUCGUGUUUGGUGUUACUAAGUUCCAUGAUUUCUUGUAUGGUCGUCACUUUACCAUCAUCACAGACCACAAACCUUUGACAUCAUUUUUCAUCCGAACAAGCCUGUACCUCCGCGUACAGCGCAGAAAUUCAUUCGCUGGACUAUUUUCCUCUCACAGUACCGCUACGAUAUCUUGUAUCGGUCCACUGCUAAGCACGGAAACGCCGAUGCGUUGUCCCGUUUGCCUGUUGCUGAGGAUAGAGCAUUCGAUUCUUCCAAACUUGCUUGCAUGUUCAUUGAUGCGGAAACCGAUGAAGUGAUCGAAUCGUUUCCGAUUGAUUUUCGUCAUGUAGCUACAGCCACGGCUGCUGACCCUGUCCUUGCUACCGUUUUGCGUUUUGUUGCUACGCAAUGGCCUUUGUCAAAGUCUCGGAUCGAGGAUCCGUUGGUUCGCCGAUUCUUUGCUCACAAGGAGAGACUUCUUGUUUGACGUGGUGUUUUGUUGUUGCGCUCUGAUAAUGAUCAGUCCAGAGUUGUGGUCCCACGUUCGUUACAGUCCUCUGUUUUACGGCUUCUUCACCAAGGACAUUGGGGUAUAGUGCGAACGAAACAACUUGCUCAUCAGCACUGUACUUGGUUCGGAAUCGAUGCUGCGAUUACGAAUAUGUGUUCUUCUUGCAUGGCGUGUGCCGAACAACAAUCCGCACCACCGCGGAAAGUCUUUGCAUGGCCAAAGGCCACUUCCCCUUGGCAACGCUUGCACAUAGAUUUUGCUGGUCCAUUCUGGAAUGCUCGAUGGUUGGUUCUGGUAGAUGCCUUCAGUAAUUUUCCUUUUGUUGUUCGGAUGUCUUCCACGACGUCAACUGCCACCAUCCAAGCGUUGUCUGCUAUCUUUUGCAUGGAAGGUCUUCCGCAGACUAUUGUUUCCGACAAUGGCCCACAAUUCAUGUCCGCAGAAUUUCAGUCAUUCUGCCAGGCCAAUGGUAUUCAACAUGUGACUUCCGCGCUGUUUUCGCCUCAGUCAAACGGUGCCGCUGAACGAUUGGUCUGGACUUUCAAGUCACAGAUGUUGAAGUUGAAAGAAUCGCAUUCUCGGGAGGAUGCAUUGUUGCUCUUUUUGUCUUCGUAUCGCUCUCAGCCCCGAGAUGGUCGCUCGCCGGCUGAGUUGCUCCACGGUUGUCCUCAUCGAACCUUGAUGUCUUUGCUGCAUCCGCCGCAUCAGGUUCCUGUACAGCGGCAGACUCCUGCUUUUGUUCCAGGCGACGUUGUAUUCUAUCGCAACUAUCGAGGUUCACGGCGUUGGCUCGCAGGGCGCAUUCUUCGCUGCCUCGGCCGCGCGAUGUAUUUGGUUUUGGGGGCCUCUGGUGAAGUGCGUCGGCAUCUCAAUCAGCUGCGCCUCUGUCGUCGCACGGGUUCUGCCGCUCCCCGUCUGCUUUCAGCGACGGUGCCGUCCAGUCAGCGCCCUGGGGACCUAUCUACUGGCUCGCCUCAUCCCCAGGUGUUACCGACGAUGCCUUCCAUUUUGCCCCAUGGCGACGCGCCACCGCAGCCGCCGCCGCCUGUUCUCCCGCCGGCGCCGCCCGCAUUCGACGCUUCGCUGCAGCCGCCAAGCGCCUCCCUGGGUCACGCGCUGCCGAUCGCUUCCCAGGACCAGCUGUUCUCCGCCAUGGACCUCUUGCCCGCUUUGGACCACAUGACGUCAUCGCACGUCGGAUACCCCGACGCAAUGGAGGUCGACCCUUCGGCCCCUCCUGACUCUUUACGGGCGCAUACACCUCAUGUUGGCGUGCACCCUGGACUAGGUUUUCAGGCGUUUCCUAGCUCCCCUCGGACCGAAUGGCCGGGUGCGGGUGGCACAGCCUCGCCUGUUGUUAGGCUCCCCACUUCAUCGCAUACGUCAACAUGGGGUCCUCCCCACGGCGGGCGGAAGCCUUAUAAUACGACCGUUCGCUGAUUUGCGGGGGAGGAAUGUGGUGUCACCGCCAGACACCACACUUGCUAGGUGGUAGCUUAAAUCGGCCGCGGUCCAUUUAGUACAUGUCAGACCCACGUGUCGCCACUGUGUGAUCACAGACCAAGUGCCACCACAAGGCAGGUCUCGAGAUACGGACUAGCACUCGCCCCAGUUGUACGACGACAUUGCUAGCGACUACACUGACGAAGCCUUCUCUCAUUUGCCGAGAGACAAUUAUAAUAGCCUUCAGCUAAGUCCAUGGCUACGACCUAGCAAGGUGCCAUUAGCCUUACAUAGUUUGAUAGUUAUCGUAUGAAAUGUCUCAUCAAGAAUUUUGUAAACCAAUGAGGAAUUAAAAGAUAAGUAUUCGAGGA
This is a messenger RNA of Schistocerca serialis cubense, 5981 nucleotides long. RefSeq lists its product as uncharacterized. The record is from RefSeq and is a predicted model, not a curated record. The transcript has 3 exons. Gene Ontology annotation, biological process: DNA integration. Bases 4318 to 5607 code for a protein of 429 amino acids. Gene Ontology annotation, molecular function: nucleic acid binding. NCBI's taxonomy places the organism in Eukaryota, Metazoa, Arthropoda, Insecta, Orthoptera, Acrididae.